AUGUCCGUCAAAAACAGAGCCGCAGACCUCUUCAAUGUCAAUGGUAUGGUCGCCGUCAUCACCGGCGGCGGCUCCGGACUCGGCCUCUAUGCUGCUCGUGCACUCGAUGCCAAUGGUGCAAAAGCAGUCUACAUCAUUGGACGACGUGAGAAUACUCUUCAGGAAGCCGCAAAGACAGCUGUCAACGGCACAGUCAAGUACAUCGUUGGCGAUGUCUCAGACAAGGACUCUCUCGCUAAGGUUGCCGAGCAAAUCAGGCAGGAACAGGGAUAUGUAAAUCUACUAUUCAACAAUGCUGGCGUUGGCGGACCGAAGGAUCGCAGUACCUUGACAGAAACGAUGAGUGGCGAUAAGCCCAGCGUGCAGGAUUUCCAGAAAGCGAUGUGGCAGCCGGACAUGGAAGAUUACACAAAAGCACUGCAUACAAACUGCACAGGUGUAUAUUACACCACCAUCGCCUUCCUUGACCUCCUCGACGCAGGAAAUAAAAAGGGCAACCUCGCCCAGGACAGUCAAGUCAUCGUCACGUCUUCUGUAGCCGGCUUCUCGAGGUAUCUAGCAUCAAGUUUCGCGUACAGCACCUCAAAAGCAGCCGUCAACCAUCUAACGAAAAUGCUCGCGACAGUAUUUGCGCAGAAUGGGUUCCACAUUCGUGUUAAUUUGAUUGCGCCGGGUUUGUAUCCAAGUGAGAUGACCCAGGGACACAUAAAGAAUCUUAAUCCCAUGGAGCAAAAGGAUGAUGGUAAUGGAGCGUUUGAAGGUGCGCAUAGAAUGACGCCUGAUCAAUCUCCUGCGGAGAGGACGGGUAGUGAGCAGGAUCUUGCAGGAGUCAUAUUGUUUCUUGCCAGUCAAGCAGGUGCUUACUUAAAUGGGGAGACUAUGAUCACUGAUGGAGGACGACUAAGUGUGUUGCCGAGUGUGUAUUGA
Molecule: messenger RNA, 927 nt
Organism: Lithohypha guttulata
Lineage: Eukaryota; Fungi; Ascomycota; Eurotiomycetes; Chaetothyriales; Trichomeriaceae
Exons: 1
Coding region: 1-927 (308 amino acids)
Molecular function (GO): oxidoreductase activity
Source: RefSeq, a predicted model, not a curated record